Messenger RNA from Dimorphilus gyrociliatus, 2119 nucleotides. The record is from the annotation of a GenBank genome assembly. NCBI's taxonomy places the organism in Eukaryota, Metazoa, Annelida, Polychaeta, Dinophilidae.
UAGUAUCCUAUCCUGUAACGGAGAUUGAAUAUAGGCGGCGCUGUUUACCUAGGCGCCGUUGACAAACUUAAUACGGUUUUGGUCAGCAAACAAACAAUUACAAACCUCUGUUGCCUUUACUUUAUUGAACAUGAAAUAGAGAAGGUAGAAAGGAUGGAAGAGACUAGAUCUUCCCCUCAAUCGGACGAAAAGGAAGUAGGACUUUUGCUAAAGAGGUCUUCAGAUGUGGAAGAAGAAUUAGAUGGAAGAGAAACUUGGGGCAAAAAAGUGGAUUUUCUUUUAUCUAUUAUCGGCUUUGCUGUAGAUCUGGCAAAUGUCUGGCGUUUUCCAUAUCUUUGCUAUAAGAAUGGUGGAGGCGCUUUCCUCAUACCCUACUUUCUUAUGCUAAUCUUUGGCGCUGUACCAUUAUUCUUUAUGGAGCUCAUCCUAGGCCAAUUCCAUAGACAAGGUCCCGUUUCAGUUUGGAAAAUUGUACCUCUUCUUAAAGGCAUAGGAUUAGCCGAAUGUCUGAUCGCUUAUCUUGUAGCAUUCUACUACAAUGUUGUAAUAGCUUGGUCAUUUUUCUAUUUGGUCUCUUCAUUUACUUCUUCACUACCCUGGACAACUUGCGGUAAUAUCUGGAAUACAGACAAUUGCAGUGAUUUGUACAGUAAUUUGACGAACGCAACUUCUCCGGCCAAAGAAUUUUUUGAAAUGAGAGUUUUGGGAUUGAAAAAUUCUACUGGAAUACACGAUAUUGGUAGUCCUAGAUGGGAGCUUGUUUUAUGCUUGAUGCUUGUCUUUGCUUGUUUAUAUUUUUCAUUAUGGAAAGGUGUGAAAUCUAGCGGUAAAGUUGUUUGGGUAACUGCUACCAUGCCCUACGUCGUACUUAGUAUAUUGUUAGUUAGAGGACUCCUAUUACCUGGAUCAACAGACGGAAUUUUAUAUUUUCUAACGCCAAAGAUUCAUAGAUUAGCCGAUUCGCAGGUUUGGAUUGAUGCAGCUGUUCAAAUCUUCUACUCAGUCGGAGCCGGCUUCGGAGUGCACUUGGCUUACGCUUCCUAUAACAAAUUCAACAACAACUGCUACAGAGAUUGUUUAUUUACGGCUUGCAUAAACAGCUUUACUAGCAUCUUUUCGGGCAUCGUCAUCUUCUGCUAUUUGGGUUAUAUGUCAAAUAAACAAAAUAAAAACAUUGAACAGGUAGCUGUCGAUGGGCCUGGAUUGGUAUUUGAAGUUUACCCGGAAGCUAUUGCAACUCUUCCGGGGUCUAUUGGUUGGUCUAUUGUUUUUUUCUUUAUGCUCAUAACAUUGGGUAUGGACAGUGCCAUGGGAGGAUUGGAAUCGGUUAUUACAGGAGUGAUAGAUCAAAACAGAAAUUUCCUCAAAAGCUUCCGAUAUAGAAGGGAACUAAUAACUUUUAUAACUAUACUCGGAGCUUUUGCAUUUGCCCUUCCCAGCGUCACCAAUGGAGGAAUGUACGUGUUUAAUAUUUUCGAUAAGUUUGCUGCCGGAACUUCCAUUUUGUUUGCUGUCUUCUCAGAAGCGGUUGCCGUCAGUUGGUUUUAUGGCCUCGAUCAGUUUUGCACUGAUGUUGAAAAGAUGCUGGGAUUUAGACCCAGUUUAUAUUGGAGAAUUUGCUGGAAGUUCAUUAGUCCUGCUUUUGUUUUGACGAUUGUAGUUUCUAGUUUAAUAAAACAAGAACCACUCAUAUAUGAUGCUUCCUGGGGAAGGUAUCAUUAUCCAGAGUUAGGUUACGCAAUAGGUUGGUCCUUAUCAGCCGCUUCCAUGAUACUAAUUCCUGGUUAUGCCAUAUAUCAUAUAUUUUUUAAACAAAAAGGAACAAUAAAACAGCGUUUUCUCCUUAGCAUAUCACCAACCUGGGAACAAAGUAGCAUAAUUCGCAGUCAAAGAGCUAAGCGAACUCAGACAAGACAUUGGUUCUCUUUAGGAAGACAUUCAACAGAGUCAGAAGCCGUUAGAUUAUCAGAAAGAAAUAAUUUAAAUUGCAAUCUCUAAACAAAAGAAAACAACAAAAAGAGAUAAAGGAGAAGAUAGAAGAAGUCAGCCAAACAUAGUAAACAAAUGUAAAUAAAAAAAAGUUAGCACAUAUAAAUGUUUAUACUAAUUUAUAUAUAUA